Messenger RNA from Anopheles marshallii, 690 nucleotides. RefSeq names its product TBP-related factor. The transcript is spliced from 3 exons. The record is from RefSeq and is a predicted model, not a curated record. Lineage: Eukaryota; Metazoa; Arthropoda; Insecta; Diptera; Culicidae. The coding region runs from base 1 to 690 and encodes 229 amino acids. Gene Ontology annotation, biological process: DNA-templated transcription initiation. Gene Ontology annotation, molecular function: DNA binding; RNA polymerase II general transcription initiation factor activity.
AUGGAUAAAUCGGCGCCUGAAUCCCCACUAAAAAUGCUGCUCAACUCCACACCACGACAGACGAGCAGCUCAUUAACGCAACUGGUGAAACAACCACCACAGGCUGGGAUACUGAUGCAAACACCUGUUCCGACCGGGCCACAGGAGGCGAUCAACUCAGUGCUUGUUAGAAACUGCGUGGCAACUGUAAGCGUGGGCUGUGAACUGAACCUUAAAACUAUCAACUUCCGUACGCGCAACUCGGAGUACAACCCGUCCCGCUUUCACGGUGUCGUCAUGCGGAUACGUGACCCCCGCUGCACCGCACUGAUCUUUCGCUCGGGGAAAGUCAUCUGCACCGGGGCGAAGAACGAACAGCAGGCCCACCUUGGCCUUCGCAAAUUCGUGCGCAUUAUCCAGAAGCUUGGCUUCGACGUCAAGUUUCUCGACUUUAAGGUGCAGAAUCUGGUGGCGACGGCCGAUUUGCGGUUCCCGAUACGGUUGGAAAACUUAAACCAAAUGCACGGCCAGUUUAGCUCGUACGAACCGGAGCUGUUCCCGGGGCUUAUCUAUCGGAUGGUGAAACCGCGGGUAGUGUUGCUAAUAUUCGUCAACGGUAAGAUCGUGUUUACGGGUGCCAAAAAUCAGCAGGAAAUCAUCGAUAGCUUAAGGAACAUCUAUCCGAUACUGCAGAGCUUUCGUAAAAAUUAA